Molecule: messenger RNA, 1554 nt
Organism: Alternaria ethzedia
Lineage: Eukaryota; Fungi; Ascomycota; Dothideomycetes; Pleosporales; Pleosporaceae
Exons: 1
Coding region: 1-1554 (517 amino acids)
Source: RefSeq, a predicted model, not a curated record
AUGAGCAACCGAGAAGUAGCUGAAGCCUGGCUGAAGCUGCGAGACAACGACAUCUCGGCAAUAGUCUACUUCGAGAACGAACAGCUUUCAGUGCUGGACCGCACUUCGAAGGUCGAGUCUUUCCAAACUUCUCCUUACGCAAAAAUGCUGGAAUCGUGCAUCGUCUAUUUGGAUGAAAGCCAUACAAGAGGAACAGACAUACCCGGGCUACCACGAUACUACCGGGCUGCCCUAACGCUAGGCAGUCAACUGACCAAGGAUCGCCUCACACAAGCUGCUAUGCGACUACGGAAGCUUGGAAAAGGCCAAUCAGUGUGUUUUGUCAUACCCGGAGAGAUACAGACAAAGAUCUACGAGCGAAGCGGCAAGCCAAUUGGUACUCCGAUCGAAACGUAUGAUGUAUUGGCGUGGGCGAUCGGCGAAACCUGGGCGGACCUCAAGAGGUCACUAGCACUCUGGGCAAUUCAAGGCCGGAGGUUUGAGUGCCAGAAAGGCAUGUUGAACGGCCUUGAUACUACCAAAGAACAAGCCAAGGCUUUUCUGGAAGAUGAAGCGGCAGAUUUGGAAACUCGCUACAAGCCAUCUGCACCGAACAACGACGAGUCCGCGCACCUCGACAACUGGGACAUGUCCAAUGUCAACAUCGUCAGCAUCGUUUCACGAUGCCGUAGCUUCGAAGCUAUGGGUGGUUUUGAAGCAGCCGCCCUAACUAAGGAGCAAGAGUGUGAGCUUGCACCGGAAAUCGAAAUGGAGCGCGAGGUCGAGCGCCCACCACGCUUGAAGGCUCAUCCACAUGAUGUUCAUACAGAUUUGGAAAGCCUCAUCCACACUGGAACUAUCGUCUACGGCUCUACGGCUUUCGUGCCUGCCUUCGUAUCUCUCAACACCACGAGCGCUGGAAAGCUAUUCAACCUGAGAAGUCUCCCCAAUGACUUGCUGGUUACCGCAGACUUCAUGCGCACUGUCCAAAUACCCCCAGGAUCAACCCGAGCAUCUUUCGUUUCCGACUCGUACCAGCGCCCGGUGCAAUUCAUCUUGAGCGUGCCAAGCUUCAGCAGCCCAGGUACUAUCAGCAAGCUCAUCAUUAUGAGCCCCUACGAGGUCAAUCAGUUGCUACCCCUGAUUGGGCAGUCGGACAAGGUUACGCUACACAUCUACGCUCCACGGUUUAACGUCAGUUAUGCAUCGAUCGAUGACCUCAUGCUCUACAACGUCGGUCGAACUUUCUCGCCUGGUUCGGUCUCACGUAGCUUGACGAUGCAGCUUAAUCUCUUUGCCGGAAGUCUUUAUCUGCGCUCGUUGUCUGAGUGGGCCGAACUCUGUGACCAUCUUGGUCUUCUGAAGGACACAGUGGAAGACGGCCAGGAAGCCUCUCCAGACGGGUUUCUCAUGCCGCCAGCCGGUAUCUGGAACUUGAAGAAGUCUCCUGUUCCCUUCCUGCGAGCAUGGCUUAUGAAGGUUCGGCGCGAGGGAGAGGGUAUUGAGAAGACCCAUAUGGGCAAGGUGCUAAGCGGGGCUAGGCUGGAGGAGAGCGAUUUUGCGGAGGAGGAGUAG